CGAAUGUGCACCUACUUUGACAACUGUCGCACCCAAAUCAAGCCAGCCGUAUCCGGAACUUUGGUAACUCUGGUAAGUAGCUUCCACAGAUCGUAUAAAUAAUACUUCAUAUAUGCAUUGCAUUUGUCUACUGACUCAGUUUAUUCACGAUGUGUACGAGUUUUUGAUGCCGAAUGAUCGUCGCACGGUGAGCAUCAACAUGGACACCAUAAACUCAUACGAGAUUACGCUGAUUCUCAACUCCUUUUCGGCCGAGACGGAUGUGCGCAAUGUGCCCAUCGCCUAUCGCAAGUGCCGAUACAUCGACGAGAACAAUCUCAAGUACUACGCUCCCUAUCAUCCCAGUUUGUGCCGCAUGGAGUGUCGCAUCGAUCGAGCCCUGGCUCURUGUSAUUGCAAACCCUUUUUCUAUGUGGCAGGUCCCAAGGAUCGCAUUUGCAGUGUCARUCAAAUGGUGUGCCUGGCGCGUAAGAAGUGGCUSGAGCAGCCCUGCGAUUGCAUGCCCCUCUGCAAGGAGAUCAGCUUUACUGUUACCGAGAAAAAGGAAAUAGUAAGUUUACAACUUUCGUAUAUUCCCCUCUUAUUCUUAAUUAUUAUUCCAAAGAAUGGCGUUAGUGGCUUUGAGGGCACUAUUGUCCUCACUCAACAACUCCCAAAGAUGGGCAUCAAGCGUCGCGUUGUCUUCAGCAUGGAUCAGCUGCUCAUGUCGAUUGGAGGUGCCAUAGGCCUCUUUCUAGGCGCCAGCUUUAUGACCAUAUAUGGCUUGAGCUAUCUACUCAUGUACUACCUGGUUGUCAAAUGCAAAUAUCGACCAAAGCUCAAGUGGGAUCAGAAUCCUUCCAUCAAAAUUGCCUAAUGAGAUGCGAAAAUACAAAUAAAUAAAAAGUCUCUUAAAGCUUCCUUCCCGAAGUACUACAAACAACUACAGGCAGUGUUUACUUACACUUAGGUUUUGAGGGAUUUCUUCCAUUUUUAUAAAAGACAAAUCCGGUUUUCAAUCAAAGCCUCCCCAGCAUUGAUUG
Molecule: messenger RNA, 1022 nt
Organism: Drosophila arizonae
Lineage: Eukaryota; Metazoa; Arthropoda; Insecta; Diptera; Drosophilidae
Product: sodium channel protein Nach-like
Biological process (GO): sodium ion transmembrane transport
Cellular component (GO): plasma membrane
Molecular function (GO): ligand-gated sodium channel activity
Source: RefSeq, a predicted model, not a curated record